Molecule: messenger RNA, 4961 nt
Organism: Ostrea edulis (European flat oyster)
Lineage: Eukaryota; Metazoa; Mollusca; Bivalvia; Ostreida; Ostreidae
Exons: 18
Coding region: 1-4017 (1338 amino acids)
Source: RefSeq, a predicted model, not a curated record
AUGACAACAGCCGGUAAGUAUAAUGCUUUCUGUGGAGUAACAACAGCCGGUAUGAACUACCAUGGCUUUGGCUACAUUGUGGACUCCUGUCCUGUAAAUGAGACGGAACAGAGAGCAGCUGCUAGGAGACUGAACUGUGGUGUGGAUCAAUAUAGAAACAGUCAGUAUGUCUGUGCUCCGAAUGCGCAACGGACGGCUAUUGUUGAAUAUUGCUACAGUGGCACUGUGGGACUUCAAAAUCCAGGCACCUGUUUGAAAGUAUACAAUGAUGGAAGUUAUGACGCAGUUAGCUGUACCAACUUUAAGAAGGGCUGUACAACGGAUUACUUCAAUAGUGCUAAUCUGUAUAAAUAUCCAGCCUGUCAUCAAAUUAAUACCCAAGAUCGAUGCUAUUAUGAAGAUCCAACCUGUCCAAAUAUGGAGACAACGACUUUCUCGAAUGAGACGUUCACUUCAACACCCAGAAAUCUAUCGAAUAUCACAGACACAACCUUUAAUUCUACCAUGAACACAGCCAUUCAGUCUGAUGACAAUGUCCUGAAGACAAUACUAACAGGCAGUUUUGCUGGAGUCCUCGUUCUUGUUCUUGCAAUCUUUCUAUUUUGGAUAGUCCGUUUGAGGCAAAGGAACAGAGCUAGAAAAGAUGGACAAAGCGAAGAAGAAAUUUCAAAUGAACUUGAAAGGUUUAUCAAUGCAGAUACGGACAUACGACGCAGCACUUCACCGAUAGGAAUAGCACCUCAAUUAAGGAAUUACCGUAUGUGGGGAAAACAUUUAUCAGAAAUAGAACCUGGAUUUGGGGAUUACAGUCUAUUGAAAAAACCAUCAUCAGUAAUGUCAUAUGAACCUGAAAGGUUUAUCAAUGCAGAUACGGACUCACGAAGCAGCACCUUAACGAUAGAUUACAGUGUAUGGAAAACACCCCUUUCAGAAUUAGAGCUUAUACUUGGUGACUACAGUGUAUGGAAAACACCCCUUUCAGACCAGUUCUCCUCCCUGUCUGAUGACGAGGUGUACGUGUUAUUCUGUUUUCUGUGUUCUGACUCCGGUACCCCCGACUUUACUGAUGCAGACGGGCUGGACUUUCUUAAUGAGAUACGACGUAUGAUGUAUGGUAAGAAGAACAGUGUAACAAGUGAGGAGGCACAACGGACUCUGGACGGACUGAAGUCACGUGGAUUUCUUUGGGAUCAGGACGGAGUAGACAUCACUGAGGACGCCAAGGACGAGACCAUGUACCGUGUUACAGAAAGUGGUAUAGAACGUAGUGUUCCAGUGCUCACCGUGCAUAGUUUAUCCAGUUAUACUACAGCAGUGAGGUAUCUGAGAUCACAGAGAUACACCAGGAAGUCUGGAGAGAAAUGUGUCAUUACUGACGGCUCGUUAUGUGAUUCCUUACUCAUACACCGUCUACAGAUGAACAUACUGACCCACGUCACCAUGGAGGACACAAGUAUCUGUGAUGAAGUGUCACGUUACUUACAUGUUCCAACAACCAUAUUACAAGACAUGACGUUUGAUCAACGACAGGAGUUUAUAAGGGACCUGGAACAUAGUGGGGAGUGUGUGCACUGCAGAGGCGGAUCACAGGGCAGUGUACAACACGUCAAGUGGCUCUGGAGAUACGCGAGACCUGACAUCGUGAGAUCAUGUAUAGGUCUCCACCCACACUGGGAUAUUUACAUAAUCAACAACACAGCUUACAGAAAGCAGAGUAAAUAUCACGAGUAUCCAGAUAAUGUCAGAAGUCGUCUGUACUGUCUUCUGUUAGCUGAGGAACAGACCGUAAAUACCAAGGGCCACAAACAACAAGAUGUUCUAAGGAAAAUCAGAGAGAGGUAUUUUACAGAGCUUGCAUUGUCUGAUGACGUCCAUAUGAGGAAUCUUCCAGAUGAUAUCAUUCAGACACAGGACGAGAUCAUCACAUUUAAAUCAGACGACAUCCGACAUGACGUCAUGUACGCGUUCGUUACGGAGUGUCUGGUGGAGGACAGUGAUCUGAAGUUUUUCCUGACCACGGCGUCACGUGACGUGAUAUCAGAAUACUGCAGGUCGUGGGAUUAUAAGAGGGGUGAGGGAGAGAGAUGUCUGUAUAUACCGAGGAAACCGGUUGAGAUGUACGAGCUGUUCAUAGACAGACUACAGCUGGACAUCCUCACACACUGUACCGUGUCAGACCGCCUCAUUCAUGACAGUAUCAGUGAACGUUUGGAAGUACCUCUAGAAAUAUUGCUCUGGGACCAAGAGGCCAGAGAGCGGUACGUGGAGUACGCCAAGAGAGGAACACAGACCGUCCACCACGCCAGGGGGAUGAUCGUAGGAUGUGCCGGGGCCGGCAAGACCACGCUACUGAAACGGCUGCUCAGGUGUAGUGACGCAGAGAUACGGGAUGUGACAUCAACGGAAGGACUGGAGGUCCACGAGGAGAUAUUCCAAAUAUGUGAAGAAACGAAAACAUUGAAAGUUAGGUCAAAAGAUAUCGGUGGCAAAAAGAACAGCAAUGGGACUGAUGAAAAGACGGUAACUUUCUUUGACUUUGGAGGGCAGUGUGCGUAUUACGCCUGUCAUCAGAUUUACCUGACCAGAAGAGCUUUCUACAUGGUGGUAGUGGACGCCUCUAAACGUCUGGACCAGGUGGUGGAUAAGGAAGUGUGUGACCAGGCGGACACCGUUUUUGCUGGAUGGACAUACGGAGAAUAUUUCAUAUUCUGGCUGAAAUCUGUCCAUACUUAUUGUUCCACAAGAGAUGGACAGAAGGUGGAGAUCAUCAUCGUGGCCUCUCACUGGGAAAAUACAGUGUACAAGGACAAGGCCAAUUUCCUGGAUUGCCUACUAGAUGUAGUACCAGCUCAAUCUGAUCUUGCACAGUAUAUCAGAGAAGACCGGUGUUUUCUGAUACAGUUUCCACCAAGUCAGUCAAUCGAUGAACUGGAGAGAUGCAUUAUCGACAUUACAACUCAACCAAGAUGGAGCGAGAAGAUACCGCACGAGUGGGUUUUUUUGAACAGCGAGAUCAAUGAGAAGAAAAUGGAAAGAAUUGUACCUAUCUCGGACAUUCAUCGUAGACUGCCUGUUAAAGGAAAAGAGAAGGUCCAGAGUGCAGCUGAUAUGUUGCGUUACUAUCAUGAUGCUGGACGGGCUCUUUUCUUUAAUGAAGAAGGACUUAAAGAUUCAGUCAUUAUUGAUGUCCAGUGGUUUGUGAAUGCAUUUAAAACAAUCAUCACAGACCGGCUGCACGUAAGCGGAUACAAUGCUAGUCGCCAGGACUGGAUUGAGUACUACAACACAGGGAACUUGAAAGAUUCACUUCUGGUUGAUAUAUGGGAGCUGGAAGAGAAGAAUAUCAACACUCAAAAUAAGAAAGCUGACAGCGAACAUUGUAGGGGUCUGCUGCAUCAUAAAGGUUCCAUGUUGAAAUAUAUGGAACGACUCGGGUUAUUGGCUGUUGGACACGACCUUCAUUAUAUCCCUUGCAUGAACAAAAGGAAAUUUGAAGAAACCCAGAAAAAGGUCAUCCAAGAUACAACAUCGAAAACAUCAGUGUUAGUGUACGUCUUUGACUUUUUGCCCUACUUCCUUUUUUAUCGAAUUGUUGUGGCUUGUAUGCAGAUCAGAAAAUGGAGAGUCCUCAAGAAUAAUGAUAUCAAAUGUCUGUACAAGAACGCUGCCAUGUUUAAGCGUAAAGAUCACUAUGUCGUAAUACUUGUUACAUCUACUUCAAUCCAGCUUCAAAUAAUACGAAAGGGAGACAUGCUCAUUAAACACAUUACAGUUGCGAUCAGAAAGAGAAUUGACCAGCUAUUGAAAGAUGUCACCGACACAUUUCACAAACACCUGUCUUUCAAAAUAGGCUACGCGUGCAUGGAAGAACAGGAUCAGAUUAUCGGACUGGAGAUAGAGGGGAGGUUUUUAGAGGAAAGUAAACUGGGGUCAGGGAAGAAAGUGAAAUGUCCUCAUCACGAAAUGGAAGACUACCAUACAGUUAAUGCUGACUAUUUGAAAAGGUUCUGGAAGUAAACAACAAUCGGUUUAUAUUUGUACGCCCAUCAUCAGACUCGCAAGCUUCCUUUCGGAGGAAUACAAGUUUAAUUUGCGUUUUAACUAGAUUGAUUCAUCGGAACCUACUUAAGUGUUAAGAGUAGGUCAAAAGUUUCCUGGACUUUUUCUCAUCAUGAAUAAAGAUAUUGCGCUGACAAUUUGUCACAACUUUCCUCACAGAGAAACACAUAAUCAGUUCACAUGCCAGCUAAACUGAUGUGAUACUAUUCACACUGAUUCGUUACUUUUCAUUUCCAACGUAGGACACGUGAAAGUAAAUAAACACAUUUGGGGUAUGUUAAACUUCCUAAAUUGACGCUAUGUCUUUAUUUGAUAUACUUGUACAUAUGUUGCCACUUACGUGCUGUUCACUAAAUGUUUAAUAUUGUUAUGUUUCUAUUCUUAUUUUACCUGUUGUAAACACAUUUUGUAAGCUGCUAUAUUUUCAUUUUGUAUUUUCAUUAUAAUAAUGGCGUAAUGUAUAAUAACUUAUUUCUGUUGUACUUCUCUGGUCCGACAAAAUAUUCUUUCAAUCGAUUACGUUUUGUUGGAUAAAAAUAAGACUUAAUUUUUGUAAGGUAUUUGAUAUAUCAUCGAAUUAUCAAAUUUAUGUUAUUUUAAUAUGUUUACCUAUUUAUAGUUAAUGAAACUAUUUCUUCGUUGAUUUUCAUAGGGCUGUUUACCUGUAGAUUUAGAACGGAUGUCAUUGGAUUGUAACGGACUAUUGGGUGGCGGGACUGCGUCAAAUAGUGCGAAUCCUUUCUUUCAUACUUUCGAACUAAUGGCUCCGUAGAAUAAUGCGUUAUAUUUUCAUAUAUCUUGUAUAUAUAUGCUACAUGUACAUGUCAUUCAGAUGUGCAUUUCUAUUUUCUCUUUAGCGAACAUGUAUAUGUGAUUUAGUUAAUAAAUAGGAAACAAAGUGU